GUUUCAACGCCAUCUUCCAGCCCCACCCACCUGUGCCAACGGAAACCCGAGCCUGUGGCGGUGCAGAGACCGAGCCAGAGUGGAGGAAUACCCGGCCCCGGCGUCUAAGACAUGUCUGAGGAGCAAGGAGGUGAACAUUUAUCAGUACUAGGCAACCAAGUAAAACAUCCAUUGGAAAUAAAGAGAAAUGGUCACAACACAGAGGAAACGGAGUUUCUGGUUUUACAUAAAAGAAGGCGAGUUGCUUCUUCAGUGGAAGAUAAUACAAUGAGCACUCAAGAAACUGAUUAUGAGGAUAGUGGAAGUGUUGUGUAUGAAUAUGAACCAGAUUAUGAAUGUGGUAGUGUUGUAUCUGAAGCAUCCUACACAGGACAUUAUCAAAAAACACUUAUGGAAGUCCUGAACUAUUGCCAGGCAAUGUAUGAUGCAAUCCAGAAACUAGAUAAAAAGUUUGACCUGCUUCAUGAAAAGGUUUCAGAAAUGCAGCAUACUCGGAUGAAGCCAUUGCUUCUCAAACCUAGGCCAGUUGGAUUUACAUAUAGAAGUUCUAAUCAUGUACCUCAUGGAAAAAUUCGAGUACAAAAACCAGUGGAAAGGGAAUCCAGCAUUCAGGUAUCUCCCCCUGGAGAGGGAGGUCAUAGCUCAUCUUUGGCAGUAGUGCUACCACAAAAUCACGUUCAAACCAACUCUGUAGGAAAGUCUGUUCAGACACCACUGAAAAGUGAACCACAGCAACAAGACCUCAGACAGAGUCCACCUCUUCCUACAAUUGUCUCUACACAUUCAUUGUAUCAACCAUUCAUGAUAGGAGCCAACAAACCUGAUCUUUCUUUACAAUCUAAGUUGGUCAGCACAGUUGUUGAAAAUACUACCUCAGCUGCAAAAAGUUCUCCAGUAAUAACUACAGUGGUACCAACAAAACCAGAAGCCUGUCUGGGAAGGAAUACUGUCAUGACGGGUUACCCAUCUUCACAGGAAAAUGAAAGUCUUAAUCAAGAAGUACUUCCAUUAUCUAUCUGCAUCAAUCCUAGUUUUGAGUACAUUGGUGAUCCAAAGAGGAACGUAAAGGUUCUUGGGACAUAUUUGAUGAAAGCUCGUCAAAAGACCAAACCCAAGUAUGCAGCACGCUACUUGGUUCGAGUUUUGUUCCCCAAGGAAACACUAUUGUGUAGUGUUAUGGGUGUCAGCGCGUGGGGUCGAAGCACUCUGGAUCCCAAUAAAGUUGCUGCAAUAAGAGAAUUUCUUGCAACACAUUUUCCUAACUAUGAUCUGAGUGAAUAUGGAAGAGACUGGAAAACCUGCAUUACAAAUGUAAAUGCCAUGAUUCGGUGUCUAUGCUGUGAAGCCAAAAUAAGGCCUGAGAAAACUGAAAACAAAGAUAAACUUCCAGUCACCCCAGAUUCAUCUGUGUGUGUAGACUUGAAUUAUAAUAAUAAAGAUGGAGAUGUCAGUUCUCAGGUGCCUCAGACAAUGACUGCCUUAGGAACAAAUGGAAUACAAAGUUCGACUUGGGACAGUAAUUCAUUACCUGAAGUGUUUCAAGCACCUUCAUCUAAGAAAUUGCCAUCUUUAGAACCAAUGCAACUUCUUGGUUAUCCAUGGAGAAAUGUACAGCUGCCGUUUUCAGUGAUCAAUGUGGCAAAGGGAAAGUCCCGUCCGGAACUUUCAGCUCGGUACCUCAUUCGUCACCUCUUUACAGAGGAAAUACUGGUUAAAAGCAAUGUAUAUGGCAGCCUGGAACGUGGCAUGUGUCCACUUGACUGUAACAGGAUUCAUGCUCUCAGAGACUUUCUCCAGGAGAACUAUCCAUCUUAUGACCUAACAGAAACUGGAUAUGAUUGGAAGGCAUGUGUUGCUGCCAUCAAUAGUACAAUCCGAAGUCUUCGGCAUGACCAUAAAAAGGCCACAAGAGAAUUCCGGAGGAAGGCAUUGCAUCAGUGAAUGAGAAAAAUCCUUCAUAAAACCCUUCUGGAUGAGAUACCAUUAACUCAAUGGGUUGCUGUUUCAGCCAUCAUGCUUAUAUCUCCUUGUUAUGUAUGUGUCUCAAGUUGUAAUUUUUGAAACAUGUUGGUGCUUUGGCAGUUGCAGGUUCACAGAAAAUAACAGCCAAACUGGUGAAGAAACAGAGAUUCUUUGUAAGCACAAGUUGUAUUGUAAAAGUGAAACACUGGACAUUCCACAGGCUGUAAAAUGGUUUGUUUGACUUCCUUUAAUUCAGGUAGUACAUAGCGUCAUGAAAGGAAUAGGGUGGUACUUCAGAAGAGUGACUUAAAAGUAGCUAAAAUGAGGAUUUCUUUGAAAUGAAGGUGCAGUAGCACCUGGUACCAUAAUUGGUAUGCCAUGUUUCUUUUUUUUCC
Messenger RNA from Trichosurus vulpecula (common brushtail), 2357 nucleotides. RefSeq names its product BEN domain containing 2 (gene BEND2). Gene Ontology annotation, molecular function: DNA binding. Lineage: Eukaryota; Metazoa; Chordata; Mammalia; Diprotodontia; Phalangeridae. The record is from RefSeq and is a predicted model, not a curated record. Bases 112 to 1941 code for a protein of 609 amino acids. The transcript has 11 exons.